This is a messenger RNA of Saccostrea cuccullata (small rock oyster), 1154 nucleotides long. RefSeq names its product nuclear transcription factor Y subunit beta-like. The transcript has 9 exons. The record is from RefSeq and is a predicted model, not a curated record. Lineage: Eukaryota; Metazoa; Mollusca; Bivalvia; Ostreida; Ostreidae. Gene Ontology annotation, molecular function: RNA polymerase II cis-regulatory region sequence-specific DNA binding; protein heterodimerization activity; DNA-binding transcription activator activity, RNA polymerase II-specific. Bases 225 to 827 code for a protein of 200 amino acids. Gene Ontology annotation, biological process: regulation of transcription by RNA polymerase II. Gene Ontology annotation, cellular component: nucleus; CCAAT-binding factor complex.
UAUUGUAAUCUUACGACCAAUUGGACAGCACGUGGAAAGUUUAAUAUCUUGUAAAGAUGAAAAAGACCAUUUAUUGUCAUUAAAAUGAAUUUAGUAGAGUGUUAAAUUUUAUUACGGCAAAAAACCUGGCGCCAUCUUUUUUUCUGUUUUCGAUUCUAUCAAAAUUAUUGAAAGAUAUGUUUUACUGGCGAUCAUAUGAAAUUGGAGAGAGUUGACCGGUUGCUAUGGACAGUAACUCAGGAGAUGGGGUCGGGGAUGGAAUGGGGGAUUCUUUUAUGGGGAGUCAAUUUGUUAUGGAGGGUGCAGGAGAUGGAGAGGAAUUAGGAGCCACAGAAAAUGAUGAGGACAACAGGGGAGACAAUGAGCCUCUGAGAGAACAGGAUCGUUUUUUACCCAUUGCAAAUGUUGCCAGAAUUAUGAAGAAAUCUAUACCCAAAACAGGAAAAAUAGCUAAAGAUGCUAAAGAAACCGUACAGGAAUGUGUAUCAGAGUUUAUUAGCUUCAUCACUAGCGAAGCUAGCGAGAGAUGCCACCAGGAGAAAAGGAAAACUAUUAAUGGAGAGGACAUCCUGUUUGCUAUGUCCACGCUGGGGUUUGACAGUUACGUGGAACCACUGAAGCAGUAUCUACAAAAAUAUAGAGAGUCCUCCAAAGGAGAAAAGGGUGUCCCAGCUCUUGGGGCAGAGGGAACUCUUGAUGAACUGGCGGAGGAGUCAUUCUCCCAGACGUUGUCUACAAGUCUGCUGACCAAUGAACAGCCAAAUGCACAGGGUGUCAUCUAUACACAAUACUCUGGAGCGCUUCCUCAGAAUAUGAGCUUUUCCUGAUUGAGGAUUGACCUGUAUGAUAACCUCUCUCUGUGUGUGUUAUAAAGACAGAGCCUUGGAAAGCUUUUAAUUCAGAAGAGGAGAAAAUUAAUCAGACAAGAUGUGUUGUUUUCUUUAUGGAUUGUGACUGUCCUAUACGGAGAUUGUGUGGUGCUAUGUCUCAAACAAGUUACUGGCGAGCUACACUGCGUGUUGCAGCGGCAGCAUUUUCUACAGCUGUUAAUGUAUCAGAUAAUAUCUUGUAAUCUACAAUGAAUAUUUAUUUAAAAAUAAUAAUUUAAAAUCUUUUGAUUGAAUAUGAUUUUUGUUAAUAGGUGUAAUGUUAAU